Callorhinchus milii (elephant shark) is the source of this 13602-nucleotide messenger RNA. Its product is annotated as dynein axonemal heavy chain 11-like. Gene Ontology annotation, molecular function: dynein intermediate chain binding; ATP binding; dynein light intermediate chain binding. The record is from RefSeq and is a predicted model, not a curated record. The transcript is spliced from 82 exons. Gene Ontology annotation, cellular component: dynein complex. Lineage: Eukaryota; Metazoa; Chordata; Chondrichthyes; Chimaeriformes; Callorhinchidae. The coding region runs from base 1 to 13428 and encodes 4475 amino acids. Gene Ontology annotation, biological process: microtubule-based movement.
AUGACUGAAGAUCAGGUUGUUCCUGGGGUUCCCCAGCCCAGUGUUGUUGCUGCUGAUGGAGAUGAGAGAAUAGAUUUUAUCAAAGAGCAGGUGUUUCAGUCGUUAAAGCUGAAAUCCGAAAAGUGGAAUAGAUUCAUGGCUGUGGAAGAAAACCAAAGACUCUUGAUAGACUUUCUAGACCAAGCACAACCUGGAAAACUUCUCUUAUUUACUGGACCUGGGGGAGCCUUGAAUGCUGAGGUACAGGUGCCUCUGACUUUGAAAACCAAAAUACUUUACGUUUUCAAGAAAUGUGCACGGAAAAUUUCAAAAAACGCCUUCAAAAAUGAGCUCUUCCUGGGAGAGAUCUCGCAGAACCCAGUGGAGCACCUCACUGUUGUAAUAAAUGAGGUUCUAGUUCCUGUUCUGUCCAAUAUAAACAAUCAUUCGGGUUGGCCACAAGCAGUGUCUCAAGAUCUUAACAAGUACAUGGAAAUAAUACGAAGCAACACUUUGGUUAUUCGUGGACAAGUGCAAGGAAAAACUAUUUUGGCUUUGCCUUUGAAUGCUGAAAAUGUCAUUACAAGCCCAGAAAUGGAAAUUCCAGUAAACCUUCCGCAAAUGGACAGAGCAGUGCUUCAUUCUAUUGAGUCCAUGGUAAUCCAGUGGACACAUCAGAUAGCAGAUGUUAUGAAACAGGAUUCAGCCCAUAUUCUGUUAGAAGAAUUGAAUCCUGUUCCGAAUGCAGAAAUUGACUUCUGGACAGCGAGGAAAGAAAACAUGUUUGGGAUAUAUAGCCAGAUACAGGAUCCGAAGGUCUGCAAAAUAGCCACUAUUCUCAAAAUGGUGAAAAGCAGUUACUAUUCUACCUUCAGAGAUUUGACAUUGAGAGUUACAGAAGCUGUCUCUGAGGCUCAGGACAUUGAGUUGCAUCUUCGACCUUUGAAGCGUCACCUAGCUCACCUGGAGGAGGUGAAUUUCUCUGAAGUUGAACCACUCAUUCCUCCUCUCUUCCACACUAUUUGCUUGAUUUGGAGCCAUUCAAAGUACUAUUGCUUCCCACCAAGAAUUAUUGUCUUGCUACAGGAAUUCUGCAAUCUACUUAUCAACCAGGCUUUAAACUAUCUAACUCCAGAAGAGAUUUUUAAAGUUGAGCUGGAAGAAGCCCAAGAGAAGGUGCGAAUUACCAUUCAUAUAUUGAGAAGCUUCAAAACGUGUUUUCACCAGCAUCAAUUAAAUAUUUCCGACUACUACAGCAACAGCACGGCAGUGAAACCUUGGACAUUUCCUCCACAGUUGAUCUUUGCUCGCCUUGAUAGGUUCUUCGACAGAUUGUUGAAAAUCGAGGAAUUGUUCGUUACUGCCACGGAAUUUCUUAAACUGGAGAAAAUUGUAAUCGGAGGCUCCAAAGGAAAACUUCUCAGUGAAAAGGUUUACAGUAUGAAUGACGAGUUUCAGGAAGGUUGGAGAAUAUUUGAGGAAAGCAAAUAUGAUCCUCUGGAUUAUACAAAUAUGGAAUUUCUGUCUGAUCACACUAGAUUUAUGAAGCAUAUACAUGAUUUUGAUCAACGCUUGGGGUCAGUGCUAAACUUAGCAUUUCAGGAUUCAGGAGGACUGGAAUCUGCCUUUAAGCUUCUGUCAGUAUUUGGUGCAUUACUGGAGAGGCCCCUUAUUGCCAGUCUCUUCAUCCCAAACUAUACCAGCCUUCUCACAAUGUUUGAGGCAGAGAUCAACUGCUGCAAGCAAAUAUUUGACCAUCAAAAAGAAAAGAGCAAUUGUGCUGCGUUGAAUAAGAAUAUGCCGCACACUGCAGGCAAUCUGAAGUGGUCCCAGGAGCUUCGAGAAAGAUUAUUAAGUCAGAGGAAUCAAUUUAGACACAUUAAUCACCCAAGUCUGCAAACAAGAGAAGCGAACCUGGUUUUCCAGAAAUAUGACCAGAUGUUGACUUUGCUGGAUCAGCAUGAAGAAGCAAUUUACACCUUGUGGACACAUCACCUCGAUGCUCUCUGCCAGGCAAACCUCAGUCAACCUCUCCUCAUGUUCAACAAAGAAACUGGUGUCUACUCGGUCAACUUUGGUUCUGAGCUUUCGUGCGUUCUCCGGGAGGUCAAAUAUCUCCGUAUGCUAAAAAGAUUUAACGUUCCUGAAGUUGCUCUGGAUUUGUAUUCAAAAAGCAAUACUCUUCACGAGUACGUUAGAAUCUUGCAUCAAAUUAUUGAAGGGUAUAACAGAUUACAGACGACCAUACUAGAAGUGGAAGUUCCACUUGCUGGGGAUGAAUUGGAGAAGAUUAAUCAGCAGUUGAUACCUGCUAGAGAAAGCCUAACCUGGUACUCUGAGGAUUUGUGGGACUACAUUCAUCAGACGAGUGAUCUUAUCCAAGAUGUGGACAGCAGAUUACAGAAUGCCAAACAGAAUGUGGAGACCAUACAGACAAUAAUGCGGAGCUGGAAUCGAGAGCCAUUUUUUGUGCAAAGACAUUGUAAAUCUAGUGGUCUUCUCUGUUUUGAUGAUCGAGAAGAGAAAAUUGCCAACUACUAUAAAUUGAUUCAAGGCAGCGGGGAAACGAUUCAUCAGUUAGUCGAGGAUAAUCAACAUUUGCUGAAUGCAGAUGCACAAACUGAUGAGUGGAAGAGUUACGCAGAGUACAUUGAUCACAUGGUUUCAGAGGGAUUCUUUAUUGCUAUUAAAUCCUUCCUUCGAUAUCUAAUUGAAUGCACGGAAGCGACGCCAAUAACAUCCACUCUGUUUGAAGUGCACCUGGUCCUUAACGGGUGUGAGAUGGCAUUCAAUCCUCCCCUGGACCCUGGAAUGCAUAAUAAUUUCUAUGACCUCAUGGAACAAUUCAUGAUUGAUAUUUACACAGCGGCUUCCAAAGUACAAAGAGUAGCCCAACAUCUAGGAAUCGACACUUAUCAGCAAGAUGUGGAUACAAAUCACAGUUUGACUUUGAUGCGCCAAGAGGUUAUGGAUCGUGUGAAGAGGAUCGUUGACAAAGUCAAAGUGUUUCAGGCCUCGUUUGGGAGAUAUAGAUACCUGUGGAUAGAUAACAAAACUGAAUUCAUGAGGCAGUUUCUCCUCUAUGGUCAUGUUCUCACUCCAGAGGAAUUAGAGGUUCAAGCAGACUAUGGACUUCCAAAGUGUCCACCACAACUGGACCAAUAUAAAGAGCAGAUCAGCAAUUACGAAACAUUAUACAUGCACCUUAAUGGAUUUGAAGAUGUGCAUGUCUUUGAUGGAUGGUUUCAAGUGUGCAUUAAACCAUUCAAAUCAUCUCUGUUAAAUAUAAUUAAAAGAUGGAGCUGGAUGUUUAAGGAACAUCUUCUAAACAAUGUGAUUGAUAGUGUAAGUGAAUUGGUCGAGUUUAUCCGUGACACUGAGAAAGGCUUUGCAAAGGAGGUGCAAGAUGGAGAUUACGUUGGAUUGGUUGAAAUCAUGACACAUCUGAUGGCAGUCCGAGACAGGCAGUCAACAACAGAUGAUAAUUUUGAGUCUCUGAAAAAAACUGCUGAAUUGCUGAGAAGCUAUGGGCAGCAGGUGCCUGAACAGAUUUAUGCAGCGCUUGAGGAACUGCCAGAAAAAUGGAAGAACCUUAAAAAGAUUGCGUUAACUGUAAAGCAUGAAGUGACACCUUUGCAGUCCAAUGAAGUGUGUGUUAUCAGAAGAAAAUGUGUACAGUUUGAGGAAAAACAAUUUGAGUUCAGAGAAAUAUUCAAAAAUGAAGCCCUCUUUAGAUUUGAUGCACUUGAUUCUUACUGUCUUUUAGACAAGACACACAAGGAUAUCACUAAGCUUACAGCAGAAAUGAAAACACUUCAGGAAACAGCAAAGCUUUUCGAAGUGAGCAUUCCAGAUUAUAAACAACUGAAGCAUUGCCAUUCGGAUAUUGUUUUACUGAAAUCUGUCUGGGAUAUAUAUUUUUUUGUUCAGACAAGUAUUGAUGAUUGGACAGGGACACAGUGGAAACAGAUUAACGUGGAACAAAUGGAUAUGGAAUUGCGAAGGUUUGCAAAGGAAAUGAAAACACUUGAUAAGGAGGUUAGAGUGUGGGAUGCCUAUGCUGGACUCGAAUCUACUGUCAAAAAUAUGUUGACGUCCCUUCGAGCUAUUAAUGAGUUACAGAAUCCUGCAGUCAGGGAGAGGCACUGGCAGCAAUUAAUGAAUGCAACAAGCGUCAACUUUGCCAUGGAUUCAGACACCACCCUGGGAGACUUGUUAGCUCUCCAGCUGCACAGAGUGGAAGAGGAAGUGAAAAAUAUUGUGGACAAGGCAGUCAAGGAAAUGACAAUAGAAAAGGUGUUGGCAGAGAUCGGUCAAACAUGGCGAGACAUGGAGUUUUCUUAUGAAAACCAUCACACUACAGGAACUCCACUGCUGAAGUCUGAUGAGACUCUCAUUGAGACGCUGGAAGAUAAUCAGGUCCAACUGCAAAAUAUUCUGACGAGUAAAUACGUGGAGUAUUUUGUGACGGAUGUCAGUAGUUGGCAGAAGAAAUUAAUACUCAGUGAUACAGUCAUCUCUAUUUGGAUGGAGGUGCAACAGACAUGGGCUCAUUUGCAGAGCAUAUUCACUGGUUCUGAGGACAUUCGGAAUCAACUCCCUGAAGAUUCCAAAAGAUUUGAUGGAAUUGACUUGGAUUUUAAGGAGUUCAUGUCGAUGACCAUUAAGACCAAAAAAGUAAUAGAUAUAACAAACAACCCGGGACUGUUGGAAAAAUUAGAAGCUCUUCAACAAAGAUUGUGUCUAUGUGAGAAAUCCUUGGCUGACUAUCUUGAGACAAAACGACUUGCAUUUCCAAGAUUUUACUUUGUAUCUGCAAUGGAUUUAUUGGAAAUUAUAUCCAAAGGAACCCAGCCAACACAGGUGACCCGACAUUUGCUUAAACUGUUUGACAAUUUGGCUGAUCUAAAAUUUGCUAAUGAAGAGGAAAACAGUGGUGUGUGUGAAGCAGUCGGCAUGUACAGCAGAGAAGGAGAAUAUGUACAUCUUUCACCUUCCUGUAUCUGUGAAGGGCAGGUUGAAUCUUGGUUGCGACGCCUUGAGGAGACGAUGAGAGCCACAGUGCAGCGGGAAGUCACGGAUGCAGUGGCUGCAUACGAGGAGAAGCCAAGAGAUCAGUGGCUGUUUGAUUACCCGGCUCAGGUAGCCUUAAGUGGCACUCAGAUUUGGUGGACCACAGAUGUUGGAAUUGCCUUUGAGCGUCUUGAGGAAGGAUUCGAAACGGCUUUAAAAGACUACAACAAAAAGCAGAUUGCUCAGCUAAAUGCUCUUAUAAACAUGCUACUAGGGGAGCUCACCCAUGGUGAUCGGCAGAAGAUUAUGACAAUCUGUACAAUUGAUGUGCAUGCCAGAGAUGUUGUAGCAAAGCUCAUAGCACAGAAGGUCACUAAUAGUCAGGCAUUUGUCUGGCUCUCGCAACUGAGGCACAGGUGGAAUGAGAGCCAGAGACAUUGCUUUGUUAACAUUUGUGAUGCCCAGUUUCAGUAUUCAUACGAGUAUCUUGGUAACACACCUCGACUUGUAAUUACCCCUCUCACAGAUAGAUGUUACAUUACCCUGACCCAAUCCUUACACUUGACAAUGAGUGGAGCACCAUCAGGACCUGCGGGAACUGGAAAAACCGAGACCACCAAAGAUCUCGGUCGCUCUCUGGGAAUUAUGGUAUAUGUUUUCAACUGCUCUGAACAGAUGGAUUACAAGUCCAUAGGAAAUAUCUAUAAGGGUCUCACCCAGACUGGAGUAUGGGGAUGUUUUGAUGAAUUCAAUCGCAUUUCUGUGGAAGUUCUUUCUGUUGUAGCCGUACAAGUGAAAGCUAUUCAAGAUGCAAUUAGAAACAAGAAAAAGAGAUUUUAUUUUCUAGGAGAAGUUAUCGAACUGAAACCGUCUGUUGGCAUAUUUAUUACUCUAAAUCCUGGUUAUGCAGGGAGAGCAGAGCUACCUGAGAAUCUUAAAGCUCUGUUUAGACCUUGCGCUAUGGUAAUCCCAGACUUUGAGUUAAUCUGCGAAAUAAUGUUGGUGGCAGAGGGAUUCUUAGAUGCCAGGCUACUUGCCAGAAAGUUCAUAAGUCUCUACACACUCUGCCGUGAGCUCCUGUCAAAGCAGGAUCAUUAUGACUGGGGUCUUAGAGCUAUAAAAUCUGUCUUAGUGGUCGCUGGAUCGCUGAAGAGAGGAGAUCGAAACAGACCUGAGGAACAGGUCCUGAUGCGUGCUUUGAGGGAUUUCAAUUUGCCCAAAAUUGUUACCAACGAUGUCCCUGUUUUCCUGGGUCUGAUCGCUGAUCUUUUCCCAGCAUUGGACGUAGAGCGGAAAAGAGACCCAGAUUUGGAACAGAUGGUGCGUCAAUCCAUUUCAGAACUGCACCUGCAGGCGGAGGAAAACUUCACAUUAAAGGUGACACAACUCGAGGAGCUUUUGGCUGUGCGUCAUUCAGUGUUUCUCGUAGGAAAUGCUGGAACGGGCAAAAGUCAGAUAUUAAGAACUCUUCAUAGGACUUGUGCCAAGAUGAAGUUAAAACCAAUAUGGUGUGAUAUAAACCCCAAGGCGGUAACAACCGAUGAACUUUUUGGAUUUUUGCAUCCUGCUACACGUGAAUGGAAGGACGGUUUGUUUUCAACAACUAUGAGAGAACUUUCCAGCAUUUCUCACAAAGGUCCAAAGUGGAUUGUCUUAGAUGGAGAUAUUGACCCGAUGUGGAUAGAGUCACUUAAUACAGUAAUGGAUGACAACAAGGUCUUAACUUUAGCCAGCAAUGAGCGGAUAUCUUUAACAUCUUCCAUGCGGUUGGUGUUUGAAGUCAGUCACCUACAGGCAGCCACUCCCGCUACGGUAUCCAGAGCCGGGAUACUUUACGUCAACCCACAGGAUUUAGGUUGGAGUCCGUACGUCACCAGCUGGAUUGACACUCGCAGCGCACAGUCAGAGCGAGCUAAUCUGACCAUAUUGUUUGACAAAUAUGUUCCUUUCUGUCUGGAGCAAGUACGAUGUAAUCUUAAAACUAUUACUCCAGUUCCAGAAAGCAGUAUGGUACAGACUUUGUGUUCCCUCUUGGAUUGUCUUCUAACACCAGAAAAUAUCCCCAUUGACCCCACUCGUGACAUCUAUGAGAUAUACUUUGUAUUUGCCUGUGUUUGGGCUUUUGGUGGAGCACUAUUGCAGGAUCAACUAAUCAAUUACCGAGUGGAGUUUAGUAAAUGGUGGACAAAAAAAAUGAGAGCCAUCAAAUUCCCAUCUCAAGGGACAGUCUUUGAUUAUUUUGUUGACCCUGACACUAAAAAAUUCACUCCGUGGACGGAAAAAGUACCAAAUUUUGAAAUGGAGCCAGAUGCCCCUCUACAGGCCAUACUGGUUCAUACGGCAGAAACAGUUUGCUUGAAAUAUAUAAUUGAUUUACUCGUGGAAAAGCGGAAGCCAGUAAUGCUUGUUGGAAAUGCCGGAGUGGGAAAGACUGUUCUUGUAUCAGAAAAGGUUUCGAAACUACCUGAGGAUUAUAUGGUGAUUAAUGUGCCUUUCAACUACUAUACAACAUCAGCCAUGCUCCAGAGAGUGCUCGAGAAACCAUUGGAAAAGAAAGCUGGUAGAAAUUAUGCUCCUCCAGGCACAAAAAGACUGAUUUAUUUCAUUGAUGAUCUUAAUAUGCCUGAAGUAGAUACCUAUGGUACUGUUCAACCACAUACUCUAAUAAGACAACACCUUGAUUACAGUCACUGGUAUGACAGGCAAAAAUUGGUACUGAAAGAAAUUCACAAUUGUCAAUACAUUACUUGUAUGAAUCCUACUGCUGGCAGCUUUUCUAUCAACGCACGUCUACAGAGACAUUUCUCUGUAUUUGCAGUCAAUUUCCCAGGAGCAGAUGCAUUGACGACCAUAUACAGCAACAUUCUCGAUGCUCACUUCCAACAGUACAUUUUCAGCUACAGUGUGAUGAAAGCUGGCAACACUCUGGUUCAGGCUGCAAUCUGUCUUCAUCAGAAAAUGACUCAGAAUUUCCUACCCACAGCAAUAAGGUUCCAUUAUAUCUUCAACCUGCGAGACUUAUCCAACAUUUUCCAGGGUAUCCUAUUUGCAACCCCAGAAUGUGUUGGGCUGCCUAUAGAUUUAGUUCAUUUAUGGCUUCAUGAAUCAUCCAGAGUCUAUGCUGACAAACUUAUGGAAGAAAAAGAUAUUGAACACUUUUACAAAAUUCUUAUUGAAACCACAAAAAGAUACUUUGAGGGAUUUGACGAACACCUUUUUACCCAAAAACCGUUGAUUUACUGCCACUUUGCUAAAGGCGUUGGGGAGCUUCAAUAUUUGCCAGUAACAGAUUGGAAAAAGCUACAUCGAAUUCUGACUGAUGCUUUGGAUCAUUAUAAUGAACUGCACGCAGUGAUGAACCUUGUCCUGUUCAAGGAAGCCAUGCAACACGUCUGCCGUAUCAGUCGGAUUUUGGAGGCUUCACACGGCAAUGCACUUCUCGUUGGUGUUGGAGGUAGUGGCAAGCAAAGCCUGUGUCAUCUGGCAGCAUUUCUUAGUUCACUGGAGGUGUUUCAGAUUACACUACGCAAAACCUAUGGCAUUCAUGACCUCCGGAGUGACAUUGCUGCUUUAUACAUAAAAGUCGGCGUGAAGAACAUUGGCACAGUUUUCCUUCAUACCGAUGCUCAAAUACCAGAUGAACGAUUCCUGGUUUUAAUUAACGACAUGUUGGCUUCAGGGGAUAUUCCAGAUUUGUUCAGUGAAGAUGAAGCAGACAAUAUUAUAUCUACCAUAAGAAUGGAGUUACGAGGCCUUGGAUUAUUGGACACUAGAGAAAACUGCUGGCAUUUCUUUAUUGACCGAGUCCAGCAACAAUUAAAGGUUGUUCUUUGUUUCUCACCGGUGGGUUUUACUCUUCGAACAAGAGCAAGGAAGUUUCCAGCCCUGGUCAACUGUACAGCCAUUGAUUGGUUUCAUGCAUGGCCCCAGGAAGCACUGGAAUCUGUCAGUCAUAGCUUCAUUGAAAAAAUUGAUGGACUGAAGCCUGAAGUGAAACUGUCCAUUAGUCAGUUUAUCGCAUACGCACACACCAGUGUGAAUGACAUUAGCGCAAAAUAUCAGCAAAAUGAGAAACGGUACAAUUACACCACUCCAAAAAGCUUCCUGGAACAAAUUAAACUGUACCGAAACCUUCUCAGUAAGAAAAGAAAAGAACUGAUACAAAAGAUGCAACGCCUGGAAAAUGGCCUUCAGAAACUGCAGACGACAGCUUCACAAGUGGAAGAUCUUAAGGCGAAACUGGCUGUUCAAGAAAUUGAACUUCACCAAAGGAACAAAGACACGGAGGAAUUGAUUGCCCAAAUAGGCCAGCAGACUCACAAACUGAACCAAGAGAAAGCUAUCGCAGAUGCGGAAGAGCAAAGGGUAACUGCUAUCCGAACCGAAGUGUCGAAACAACAGCAGGAAUCUGAAAAAGACCUUGCAAAGGCUGAACCAGCGCUCACUGCCGCAAAUGUGGCCUUGAAUACACUAAACAGGUUAAACCUGACAGAAUUGAGAACUUUUCCCAAUCCACAUGCAGUUGUCACCAAUGUGAUGGCUGCUGUACAGGUGCUUUUAGCUCCCAAUGGGAAAAUUCCAAAGGAUCGAAGCUGGAAGACUUCAAAAAUAUAUCUGAAUAAGGUAGACGAAUUCAUACAGGCUAUUGGUAACUUUGAUAAGGAGCAUAUUCCUGAAGCCACCGUCAAAACGAUAAGAGAGGAAUACCUCAGUGACCCUAAAUUCAAUCCUGAGUUUGUGCAAACAAAGUCGUCGGCUGCUGCUGGGCUUUGUGCUUGGGUUAUAAAUACUCUCAAGUUUCACGAGGUUUACUGUGAAGUGGAAGUCAAACGUAAAGCACUUCUUCAAGCCAAUUCUGACCUAGCUGUUGCUGCUGAGAAACUUGAGGUCAUAAGAAAAAAGCUGGCAGAAUUGGAUAGAAACUUGACGGCCUUGACGGACGUAUUUGAGAAAGCCACCUCUGAGAAAGUCCGAUGUCACGAUGAAGUGAAGGGAACCAACACGACGAUUGAACUGGCUAACAGAUUAGUGAAAGGUCUGGAGUCAGAAAACGUUCGUUGGGCUCAGUCUGUUGCACAAUACCGUGAACAAGGAAAAUCUCUCUGUGGAGACGUUCUCUUAACAGCAGCUUUCGUUUCGUAUGCUGGCUCCUUUUCAAAGAGGUAUCGGUAUGAGCUCCUGCAGAACAUGUGGAUGCCUUACCUGAGAAGCCAAAAGGUUCCUAUCCUUAUGACCGAAGGUUUGGACUCUAUCGCCUUGCUCACAGAUGACGCAACCAUUGCAGGGUGGAACAAUGAAGGUCUACCCAGUGAUAAAAUGUCCACGGAAAAUGCUACCAUUCUUUCCAACUGUGAGAGGUGGCCUCUUUUGAUUGACCCUCAACUGCAGGGAAUCAAGUGGAUAAAAAGCAAAUAUGGCCCAGAUCUGAAAGUCAUCAAUUUGGGUCAGAAAGGGUAUCUGGAUGUUAUGGAACAAGCCCUUGUUAUGGGAAAUCCUGUUUUAAUAGAGAAUAUAGAAGAGACAAUUGAUCCUGUGCUUGAUCCAUUACUUGGUAGACACACUAUUAAGAAAGGAAGGUAUAUAAGAAUUGGAGAUAAAGAAUGUAUGUUCCACCCCAAUUUCCGCCUAAUUCUACAUACAAAGCUGGCUAGCCCCCACUACAAGCCUGAAAUACAGGCACAGACGACACUGAUUAACUUUACUGUCACCCGCGAUGGCUUGGAAGACCAGCUACUAGCAGAAGUGGUGGACCUUGAAAGACCUGAUCUAGAGCAGUUGAAGUCUGAACUUACCAAGCAACAAAAUGAUUUCAAAAUUGAGCUGAAGCUUCUGGAGGACGAGUUGCUCACACGACUCUCGGCAGCAGAGAGCAACUUCUUGGGAGACACGUUACUGGUGGAAAAGCUCGAGACCACAAAGCUCACGGCAGCUGAAAUAGAGCUGAAGGUUCUUGAAGCCAAAGUUAAUGAAGUAAAAAUCAAUGAAGCUCGUGAGCACUAUCGCGCUGUGGCUGCUCGAGCAUCGCUGCUCUACUUCAUCAUGAGUGACCUCAACAAGAUCAACCCUAUGUACCAGUUCUCACUGAAGGCGUACGGUGUUGUGUUUCACAAAGUGGUGCAGCAAGCCAAAACAUCUGCUGAUGUGAGGAUGAGGGUAACUAACCUAAUUGAUGAGAUAACAUACUCAACAUUUGUUUACAUUAGUCGUGGGUUGUUUGAGAGGGAUAAACUUACCUUUACAGCUCAGAUGGCUUUCCAGAUCUUACUUCUGAACAAGGAAAUAGAUGUUCGUGAACUUGAUUUUUUGCUAAGAUUUAAUAUUGACCAUAAUUACAAUAGUCCUGUGGACUUCCUGUCAAACACAGUGUGGAGUGCAGUAAAGACAAUGAGCUUCACGGAUGAAUUCCGUGGACUGGACAGGGAUAUUGAAGGUUCGGCUAAACCCUGGAAGAAAGUGGUUGAAUCGGAGUGUCCGGAGAAAGAAAAGUUCCCUCAAGAAUGGAAAAACAAAAGCUCUCUACAGAAGCUGAUUAUGAUGCGAGCUUUGCGACCAGAUCGCGUUACAUACGCAGUCAGAAAAUUUGUGGAGGAGAAGCUUGGGACAAAAUACACAGAAGGACGUCAGACAGAGUUUGGGAAAUCAUUUAAGGAAAGUAGUCCAGCAUCUCCCAUUUUCUUCAUUCUCUCUCCUGGGGUUGAUCCACUGAAAGAUGUGGAGACAUUAGGGAAAAAGCUCGGCUUCACCAUAGACUCGGGGAAACUUCACAAUGUCUCACUGGGGCAGGGUCAAGAGACUGUAGCUGAACAAGCUGUGGCCAAGGCCUCAGAAGAUGGACAUUGGGUUAUCCUGCAGAAUAUUCACUUAGUGGCUAAGUGGCUCAGUGCUUUAGAGCAGCUGCUCGAGACGUCCAGUGAAGGAAGCCAUCCAGACUAUCGUGUAUUCAUGAGUGUGGAACCGGCUCCAACCCAUGAAGAGCACAUCAUUCCACAAGGAAUCCUUGAAAACUCAGUUAAAAUUACCAACGAACCACCAACUGGUAUGCUGGCUAAUCUUCAUGCAGCUUUGGAUAAUUUUGAUCAGGAUAUUCUGGAUCGAUGUUCUCGUGAGCACGAGUUUAAGACGAUAUUGUUUUCGCUCUGCUAUUUUCAUGCCUGUGUUGCUGAGCGCCGAAAAUUUGGAUCUCAAGGCUGGAAUCGAAAGUAUCCUUUUAAUACCGGAGAUUUGACAAUCUCAGUCAAUGUUUUAUACAAUUACUUGGAAGCUAAUGCUCAGGUGCCUUGGGAAGACCUUCGUUAUCUGUUUGGUGAAAUCAUGUAUGGGGGGCACAUUACUGACGACUGGGACAGAAGGCUGUGUCAAACCUAUCUGGAAGAGUACAUGCAACCAAGCCAGUUUGAAAGAAAAAUGGCUUUAGCUCCUGGUUUUGUGGUCCCAUCAAACCUGGAUUACAACGGUUACCACCAGUAUAUUGAUGAGAUGUUGCCACCAGAGAGCCCGACCAACUAUGGCCUCCACCCAAAUGCUGACAUUGAAUUCCUGACAGUAACGUCAGACAGUCUUCUCCAUACCUUGUUGGAAAUGCAACCCAGAGACUCCGCAAUUGGUGAAGGAACAACACAGACUGUUGAAGAAAAGGUUAAAACUGUCUUGGAUGAUAUACUAGAAAAACUACCAGAGGAGUAUAAUAUGGCAGAUAUAACAUCUAGAAAUGCAGAACGCUCCCCAUAUAUUCUAGUCUGUUUCCAAGAAUGUGAAAGAAUGAAUAUCCUCAUACAAGAAAUGAAACAUUCACUGAAGGAACUUGAUUUGGGACUGAAGGGUGAGUUGGCAAUUUCCUCUGAGAUGGAGCUACUACAAACAGCACUUUUCUUUGAUAAUGUUCCUGACACCUGGACUAAGCUGGCAUAUCCAUCAACACACAGUCUAGCACAGUGGUAUGGGGAUCUUCUGCUGCGUUGCCAUGAACUUGAUAUCUGGACACAGGAUCUAUCCCUCCCAAAUGUGGUCUGGUUAUCAGGGUUUUUCAAUCCGCAGUCUUUUCUCACAGCUGUAAUGCAAAGUUUAGCACGGAAAAACGAAUGGCCUUUGGAUAAGAUGCACCUGAUAGUAGAUGUUACCAAAAAACUGAAGGAGGAAUUUGCCCAGCCAGCCAGAGAGGGCACUUAUAUUUAUGGACUCCACAUGGCAGGAGCACGAUGGGACAUCCACGCAGGACACAUUACAGAGGCCCAGUUGAAAGAACUGACACCAGUAAUGCCGGUUGUCUUUGUGAAAGCAAUCCCCAACGACAGGCAGGAAAUGAGGAAUAUUUACGAGUGUCCUGUUUACAAGACAAAACUUAGAGGCCCGACCUACGUGUGGACUUUCAAUCUGAAAACCAAAGAGAGGCCCGCAAAAUGGAUUAUUGCUGGUGUUGCUUUGCUAUUGAAUGUGUGAAAACAGAAUUAUACAUCUUAUGACCGGCCUUUUUUUUCCAGCAUUAAACAUGUUUGUAGGAAACUUAGGAGGAAGGGUAGUAAUUUCACAUAAAUCAAAGAAAUUUAGGAGAAAUAUUUUUUAGGAACCUACCCAAAAGUUCUUUCUAAAACACACACAAAGUAUUUUAUCAUG